Molecule: messenger RNA, 4566 nt
Organism: Lepisosteus oculatus (spotted gar)
Lineage: Eukaryota; Metazoa; Chordata; Actinopteri; Semionotiformes; Lepisosteidae
Source: RefSeq, a predicted model, not a curated record
UUUGCUAAAUGUUGCUGUUCUGGUAACUGAUUUCUAUGCCAGUAAAUCUCUUUGAAUCUGAUCAUUUGUUCGGUGAAGGGAGUUUCCAAUUUGCCCUUUUUAAAACUUCUCUCUUGAGCUCAACACAAACCUGUUAUUUUGAUAGGCGAGCACGCUGCACUCUCGCCCGCGGGUGAAACUCGGGGCGCCUGGCUCGCGGCGCGUGCCCGCCGAGCCGUGCGCCAGCGCGCGCGCGCGCGCGGAUUCCUGCACCGACGGAGUCUGCGCGCGCUGCGAGAAAGACAACAUCGUUCUGUCUCACUGCCCUGCGCCGCCAGGACCGGACCGCCGGGCCACUGAGGAGCCCACAAUGCUGGCAGCGCUGAGUGCUUCAGGGGAUUCCAGGCUCCCCGGCGCAGCUGAGCUGUAGAGACCCGUCCGGACGGAACCGUAUGGGAACAGUAUGCGGGAGAUGGUGGGAGGCUGCUGUGUGUGCUCAGACGAGAGGGGCUGGGCAGAAAACCCGCUGGUGUACUGCGACGGGCACGGGUGCACUGUGGCCGUGCAUCAGGCCUGCUAUGGGAUCGUCCAGGUGCCCACUGGACCCUGGUUCUGCCGCAAGUGUGAGUCCCAGGAGAGAGCCGCCCGAGUGCGAUGCGAGCUCUGCCCUCACAAAGAUGGUGCCCUGAAGAGGACAGACAAUGGAGGGUGGGCGCACGUGGUGUGUGCCCUGUACAUCCCAGAGGUGCAGUUUGCGAACGUGCUGACCAUGGAGCCCAUAGUGCUGCAGUUCGUCCCCCACGAGAGAUACAACAAGACCUGCUACAUCUGUGAGGACCACGGGCGCGAGAGCAAGGCUGCCUCGGGGGCCUGCAUGACCUGUAACAGGCAGGGCUGUCGGCAGGCGUUCCACGUCACCUGCGCCCAGAUGGCCGGGCUGCUGUGUGAGGAGGAGGGGCCGGAGGCUGACAAUGUCAAGUACUGUGGAUAUUGCAAAUACCACUACAGCAAGAUGAAGAAGACCAGGCCAGCAGGGGGCAGCACGGGCGGCUCCUUCUGUCACACCCGCAGCAGCUCCACCUCGCCCUCGCAGGACAAGCACGGCUCGCACCACUACCGGCAGAGGAAGAGCCACAAGGACAAGGUGCGGCAGAAGGAGAGACACAAGAAGUCAUCCGAUGGCCUGUCCAGCCUGAGCUCGUCUGUCCCGGUCAGUGUGGAGAAGGUCUCCUCCAGCCACCAUGGGAGCAGCAAGGAGGGCAGUGAGGUCAGCAGGUCAGAGGUCAAGGGCAAGAAGCUCCUGGGUCACGGCAUGGGGCACCGAGGGAAGAAGCAGGGGAGUGCAGGCAAGAGCUGCUCCUCCUCCUGCUCCUCCAGCCCAUUCAACACAGGCGGUGGAUCCCUCCCGUCCUCGCAGGACUUCCUGCACUUCUCCUCGUCCUCCGCGAGGCUGGAGCGGGAGCGAGGCGGCGAGGGCGCGGAGGGGCGGGAGGAGAGGGAGGAAGAGGAGGAGGAGGAAGAGGAGGAGGAAGAGGAGGAGAAGUACCCCCCGGGCCUGCCCCCCGCCCUGACGCCGGCCGAGACCACCAGCCGCAGCUCGCCGGCCUACGACAGCCAGCGGGGUGGGGGGGACUCGGGGGGCAGCUCCUUCGAGCCCAAGGUCACCAUCUCCACCUUCGGCUCCAUCAUGCGCAUCACCUCCACGGGGGGCCCGGCCAAGCUGCGCCGCGUGUCCCCGGGGGAGUACAAGCUGGCCAACCCGGUCAGCAGCUCCGGCCACAAGCACCAGCCCGGCGCCCCCGCCCUGGAGGGGCAGCUGUCGGCGGAGGCGCCCCCCACGCCGCCGCCCCCCCCGCUGAAGGAGAAGAAGCACCGCGGCAGCAGGAAGAGCAAGCACGGCCCGGGACGGCCGAGGGGCAGCAAGGAGGGCGCCGCCCACAGCCACGGCCACGCGCCCCCUCUGUCCGCCAGCCUGUACCCGGGCCCCCCCAGCCUGCCCCGCAGCACCUACCCCCUGCACUCCUCCGCCCGCAGCCCCUACCCCUCCUCGGGCAGCCUGGGCGCCGACUCCGGUAUCUACACCAGCAACAAGGACCCCAUCUCCCUGGGCGCUGGGGGGCUGGGGUCGGUGUGCAGUACCCCCCUGUCCUCUGCCCUGCUCUCCGACCAGGGCCCGUCGAGCCGCCACUCUCUGGCUCCACCCUCCUCUGCAGGCAGCUCACAGGUACCUCCAUUCCCGGGAUACGGAGGAGACAGGAGACACAAUUCCUGGUUUCUAGUUCCUUGUCUGUGCAGCACCAAGUACACCAAAUUCCUUGUAUGUGAAAUGUACCUGGAAGAUAAAGAACCCCCCUCUCUGUCUGUGCCAGUUGUGGAGAUGCUGAAGUCGCUGCACUCCCUGCAGCAGGAGAACCAGAGGCUGCAGGACCAGAUCGUCACCCUGACGGCCAAGAAGGAGCGCCUGCAGCUGCUCAACGUGGAGCUGGCCGUGCCCUUCCCCCCACUGCCCCCCCCCGCCGCCGCCCCCCCCUCCUCGGGGCACUUCAGCCUCCUCUCCACACCCAACGUCUGCAACACUGACCCCCUCAACACCAGCAAGAGCCCCCCCUCCAAGUCCAGCUUCAUCAAUGACAACUCGCUGACAACCUCAUCUGAGGAGCUUCAUUCAGGCUGUCAGAGUCGCAGUAGCUCCUCCCUGUCCUUCCAGGACACCCCGCCCCCACAGCAGAGCCCCGCCUCCCUGACGCAACCAUUGGUCAAUGGCCUGGGCAGAGGGUUGAGUGGCAUGUUGGGAGGUGGAGCUCCGGCAACAAAUCCCACCAUCCCUAUGGUGGGAGGGCUGAUGGGCAGCUUGACAGGAAGUCCCCAGCUCUCAAUGAAUGGCAUGAUGGGAAAUCUGAACGGGGUGAUCCAGACGCCCGCCACGGUCCCUCAGCCCCCAACUCUACCACCCCAGGCCCCCAACCUGGCCCCCCAGGCCCUGCCCCAGAAUGUGCAGCUAUCCAACAGUCUGAGCACGCUGCCCAGUGCCUCCCUCCUCUCUGAGCAGCAGAAGCACCUUCUCCUCCAGCAGCAGCAGCAGCAGCUCCAGCAGUUCCUGACCUCCCAGAACUUCACUCCGGAGCAGCAGGUAGUUGUAUACCAGAUGUUGCAGCAGCAGCGACAGAGGGAGCUACAGCGCCUCACCCUGGCCAACACCUUGCAGCCUGGCCCUACCCUGAUGACAUCAUCUGCUGCGCCGCCUCUCCUGGCAGGCAGCUCCCCCCUAGGCAGCGGUAUGAUGACCUCAUCGCCUACCCUCAUUCCUGGGAACAACCUGAUGCCGUCAGGCAUAGCCCCACCUCUCAACGCCCCCGGCAACAACUUGCUGACCCCAGCAACGGCCUCGCCCCUGCAGAGUGGCCAGGGAAACCCCUUCUUCAGCCUGCAGCAGGACAGUCUGCAGAAGUCAGGGAGAGGAGGGGAGAAGGGCGGAGACAAGAGCUGACCCACCCACUGCUCCUGAGGCUGUCGUCUGGGAGGCGUCCAAUAAGGAGUCCAGGCUGUGAGUGGAGGGGGCGGGGCUUUGAGAGGCCCUCCUGUGAGACAGCACCUCUCUGCUGCACAAACACCACGUAUCCGGCCAUCACCUCCUUUGCGAAGGUGGCUUGCUGUUUGCUUGCCUGUCAGCCUUCAAAAUGAAUGUUUUUCCAUAAAAGGAUCCAUGACCUUUCCUUCUUCCGGGACAUUGUCAGUGCCAGUUGGACACCACUGAGGCUGCAUCCCGCCGGACUCAUGCAGAAAGAAGAAGGAGAAUGGAGCAGAAGCAGCUUUCAAUGCAGAGCUCGGCUGGGGAGAGACCCCCCCUGGCAGAGAGGAGCCAGUCCUGCCCGUGCUGCUGGCACAGGGCUGUGCAGAGCGUAGCUGGAGCAGCCUGGCAGUGCCAGCCUCUCCCCUGGGGUCCAGGUCUGUCCAGUCUGCAGCGCCGGCUCCUCACACAGACAGGCCCCUUGCAGUGUGUGAGACGGCAGGUAAUGAUGACAUUUAGCAUUCUUAACUUAGAUCAUGGGUUUUGUUACUCUUUAACUCUGACAGACAUGUCACCCAGAUCUGUUAACGCUGGGCCAACAGCGCUGGUUCUGACCAGCUGGUCAGCUGUACUCAGCUCUCUUAGCAGGCAGACAGCUGUUGCUCAAUUUUAUUCUUGUGUCCUGUUAUGAAAAGCACUUAUAAACUCUUGUAGUGCAGGUCUUAAACGGUAGCUGUAGCUAUAAAGUAAGCCUGUGAGCUGGCAGUACCUCCAGGAGGAGCUGUGACAGCGCAGAUCUGUUUGAGGUUAUUUCACUGUCGUUCACGUGUUGUUGUCCCUGUGUUUCAAAAACACACAGGCUGCUCUCACCCCUGCGUCUUCCCAGCAGGUGGAGCAUAAACAGAAUUUGAGAAAGGGGGGUUUCUGAGAGGUGGGCGUGUGAUUGUUUCUCCUGUGAGCGCCUCCUCGGGCUUCUCCCACCGCAGCUCCAGAAGAAGGGGACAGUCACAGAGUAUCGGCCCUGAGCCUGUCCUGGGAAGAGAGGGCCGUGCGCCGAGUGUGCAGGGCGGAGGCUGGGC